This is a messenger RNA of Erythranthe guttata (spotted monkey flower), 923 nucleotides long. Its product is annotated as NAD(P)H dehydrogenase (quinone) FQR1. NCBI's taxonomy places the organism in Eukaryota, Viridiplantae, Streptophyta, Magnoliopsida, Lamiales, Phrymaceae. Gene Ontology annotation, cellular component: membrane. Gene Ontology annotation, molecular function: FMN binding; NAD(P)H dehydrogenase (quinone) activity. The record is from RefSeq and is a predicted model, not a curated record.
CACAAGUUCACAGCAAAACAAAAACAAAAACAGAGCAAUCAAAACCUUCAUUCCAAUGGCAACUAAAGUCUACAUUGUUUACUAUUCGACUUACGGACACGUUGAAAGACUGGCCAAAGAGAUCAAAAAGGGAGCUGAGUCCGUCGAAGGAGUGGAGGCUAAACUAUGGCAGGUACCGGAGACACUUUCCGACGAGAUUCUUUCAAAGAUGGGUGGCCCACCAAAGAGCGAUGUUCCGAUCAUCACCCCCAACGAACUCGUCGAAGCUGACGGUAUUCUCUUCGGUUUCCCGACCAGAUUCGGAAUGAUGGCUGCUCAGUUCAAAGCUUUCAUCGAUUCUACCGGAGGCCUAUGGAGGACUCAGGCUCUCGCCGGAAAACCCGCCGGUAUAUUCUACAGCACCGGAUCUCAAGGCGGCGGUCAAGAGACUACUCCGUUGACGGCGAUCACGCAGCUGACGCACCAUGGUAUGAUAUUUGUGCCGAUAGGGUACACAUUUGGAGCGGGGAUGUUUGAGAUGGGGGAGAUCAAGGGUGGGAGCCCCUACGGUGCAGGGACUUACGCUGGGGAUGGAUCCAGACAACCAUCUGAUCUUGAGCUGGCACAAGCUUUCCACCAAGGCAAAUACAUUGCCGGCAUCACUAAGAAGCUCAAAACUUCUGCUGCUUGAUCACUCUCUAUUGUCGAUUUGUCUCCUACUACACAACAACACAUGCAUCAAUUUCAUACUACUUUCUUCUUCUUCUUUUUGUUUUUGUUUUUGUUUUUGUUUUUGAAUUUAAGUUUGUGUUCAUCGAAUAAAUUAAAUGUGGUGUUUUUUUUUAUUUAGUAUACUUAAUUGGAUGUUGGUGAUUUGUUUGGUUAUACUUUUGUUCAAGAUCAUUCUCGGAUCAAUGGAUUAUUGAAUAUUAUUUUUCUAUUUA